Molecule: messenger RNA, 768 nt
Organism: Anisakis simplex (herring worm)
Lineage: Eukaryota; Metazoa; Nematoda; Chromadorea; Rhabditida; Anisakidae
Source: the annotation of a GenBank genome assembly
AUGGUUCGAACUAAAUGCUCUGCCAAGGCAAUCCGAGUACAAAUGGGAUCAGAGCAGAACAUCGGAUGGUCUGUUUCGAAUUCCAUACGUUAUCACCGAUGCUAUGCGGCUGUUGGACGCAUGCCUGGUCGUAACGUGUUGAUGUUAGAAGCGAACAAUAUGGCCACAUGCAUCGAGCAUGAUAUUGUGGUGCAUGAACUGAUGCAUACGAUUGGUUUGUGGCAUGAGCACAUGAGACGUGAUAGAGACGAGUACAUCAAGAUUCACUCAAGUAAUGUUGCGCCGCGUGAGAUGCUUUGCACACAAAUCAAAUUCCAUCGCUAUAUUUCUCAGUUCGAUCAAGUGCCUGAAGGUGAGUCAGAUACGUACGGAAUUCGAUACAACUACAGAAGUUUGAUGCAUUAUGGCAAGAACGCGUUCGCGAAACGCCGUGGAUUAGUCACUAUAGAAACCAUUGAUCCAGCAUUUCAGGAUGUAAUCGGCCGUGCCCAAGAUGCAGCGCCAAGUGAUUAUUAUAAGAUUUGUUCGAUCUAUGAUUGUGGUGAAUGUAUGGGGAAAACGUUCAGUCGAGUUCAACCCGAUGACCCGCAUCGGCGAUCACUGUUAAAUAUUUUAAUGGAAACAACAAUCCAACCACCACCAAAGGCAGAAUUUACAGCCAAGAAUUCAGUUACCAAACCAGAAGCGUCGAAUUCAGACCACAACUUUAAUUUGUUCGAGUCAAUAUUUUCAUUCUUGAAAAGGUUAUUUCAAAAAUCUGAUCGAUAA